AUCAUGUCAAUAGGAUCACAUUCAUUCUCUCCAGGAGGUCCUAAUGGGAUUAUUAGAAGCCAGUCUUUUGCUGGCUUCAGCGGGCUUCAGGAGAGGCGCUCCAGGUGUAACUCCUUUAUUGAAAAUUCCUCUGCACUCAAGAAGCCCCAAGCAAAGGUGAAGAAAAUGCAUAAUUUGGGCCAUAAGAACAGCACCACGCCCAAAGAGCCCCAGCCUAAAAGGAUGGAAGAGGUCUACCGAGCCCUGAAGAGUGGCCUGGAUGAGUAUCUGGAAGUUCACCAGACAGAGCUGGAUAAGUUGACUACACAGUUAAAAGACAUGAAAAGAAACUCACGCCUGGGAGUCCUGUACGAUUUGGAUAAGCAAAUCAAAGCGGUCGAAAGAUACAUGAGAAGGCUGGAGUUCCACAUUAGCAAGGUGGAUGAGCUUUAUGAAGCUUAUUGUAUCCAAAGACGUCUCUGUGAUGGUGCCAGCAAAAUGAAGCAAGCCUUUGCAAUGUCUCCUGCCAGCAAAGCAGCUCGGGAGAGUUUAACUGAAAUCAACAGGAGUUACAAGGAGUACACAGAGAACAUGUGUACCAUAGAAGCAGAGCUGGAAAACCUAUUGGGGGAGUUUUGCAUCAAGAUGAAAGGUCUGGCUGGCUUCGCUCGGCUCUGCCCAGGAGAUCAAUAUGAGAUUUUCAUGCGUUACGGUCGCCAGCGUUGGAAACUGAAAGGCAAAAUAGAAGUGAAUGGCAAGCAAAGCUGGGAUGGGGAAGAAAUGGUUUUCCUCCCUCUCAUUGUUGGACUGAUUUCCAUUAAGGUCACAGAAGUUAAAGGACUUGCUACUCACAUCCUUGUGGGAAGUGUUACCUGUGAGACGAAAGACCUGUUUGCAGCUCGGCCUCAGGUGGUUGCAGUAGACAUUAACGACCUUGGCACAAUAAAGCUGAACCUUGAAAUCACCUGGUACCCCUUUGAUGUUGAAGACUUGACCCCAACCGCAGGAAAUGUGAGCAAGGCAUCUGCUCUCCAGAGGAGAAUGUCCAUGUACAGCCAAGGCACUCCUGAAACACCAACCUUCAAGGACCACUCAUUCUUUAAAUGGCUGCAUCCCCUGCAAGACAGGCCAAAGUUGGCAAUCUUAGAUGCUCUGCAAGACACUUUCUUUGACAAGCUUCGUCGCAGUCGCUCUUUUAGUGACCUGCCAUCGCUCAGGCUAAGCCCAAAGCUAGAGCUAUAUUCGAAUUUGCCAGAUGAUGUCUUCGAAAAUGGAACGGCGACCACCGAGAAGCGGCCUCUUUCUUUCACUUUUGGCGACCUGCCUUACGAAGAGCGCGUGCCCCCUGCCAACUCAGCAGAGCCCUCUUCUGCUCACGUCAGCUCCAGCCCCGACAUCACUGCGACCCCCACCCAGCACCGAGCUCUCGACUCCUCCAAGAGCUCGAGCCUGGACUGUAGCAGCAGUGACUCCCGCAGGGACUCUGUCGCUGAGCCGAAGGACCUGCCAUCCCAGGGAGAGGGGGCAGUGAUUGAGAACAAGACCACCCCAGGGGCAGCUCCUGAAGUUUACCGAAAGACCUCUGACGCUGGGAGCGAUCGUGUCUUCAUAGAAACAAGUGUCCCAGUGUCUCUCCUGCAGGACACGGAUGAAGGUUCAGAGCUCAAGCCUGUGGAGCUGGAUACCUAUGAGGGCAACAUCACAAAGCAGCUGGUAAAAAGGCUUACAUCAGCUGAGGCACCCAUGACCCCAGAGAGGCUGCUGUGCGAGGGGUCGAUUAGUGGGGAAUCAGAAGGAUACAAGUCUUAUCUGGAUGGGAGCAUUGAAGAAGCCUUGCAAGGGCUUCUCUUAGCUCUUGAGCCACAUAAAGAGCAGUAUAAAGAGUUUCAGGACCUGGACCAAGAAGUGAUGCAUCUAGAUGACAUCCUAAAAUGCAAGCCAGCAGUAAGCCGAAGCAGGUCCUCCAGUUUAAGUCUAACAGUUGAAAGUGCUUUAGAAAGCUUUGAUUUCCUGAACACCUCUGACUUUGAUGAUGAGGAUGGUGGUGGUGUGGAGGUUUGUAAUGGUGGAGGAGGUGCAGACUCAGUAUUUUCAGAUACUGAGAUUGAGAAGAAUAGUUACAGGACGGAGCACCCGGAAGCCAGAGGCCACCUGAGCGAAGCUCUGACCGAGGACACGGGCGUGGGCACCAGCGUGGCCGGCCCGCUGACCACGGGCAACGACAGCCUCGACAUCACCAUAGUUAAGCACCUGCAGUACUGCACGCAGCUCAUUCAGCAAAUUGUGUUCUCCAGUAAAACACCUUUUGUGGCAAGAGACCUCCUGGAUAAGCUGUCCAGGCAGAUCCUCGUGAUGGAGAAUAUUGCAGAGAUCAGCACUGAGAACCUGGGAAACAUCACCUCCCUUACUGAUGCAAUCCCAGAGUUCCACAAGAAGCUGUCAUUGCUGGCUUUCUGGAUGAAGUGUACUGGCCCUUCAGGAGUGUAUCACACAUCUGCAGACAAGAUGAUGAAGCAGUUGGAUAUCAAUUUUGCCACCACUGUGAAUGAGGAGUGUCCAGGACUUGCAGAAACAGUCUUCAGGAUCCUGGUGUCUCAGAUCUUGGACCGAACGGAGCCUGUCCUCUACUCCAGCAUGUCCUCUGAGAUCAUUACUGUCUUUCAGUAUUACAACUAUUUUGCCAGUCACAGUGUUAAUGACCUUGGAAGCUACUUGCUGCAGCUCGCAAAAGAAGCCUCUGUGGUUCAGGUGCUGCAGUCAGUGAAAGAUGGAAAACUGCAGCAAAACGUGGCCAAAAUAAACUCCAGUAACCUUCCACCACAGCAAGAAGUAUUGAGAGCUUUGGCUUUACUCCUCAAUGAAAAUAAAAAUGAAGUGAGUGAGACUGUGGCAUCACUUCUGACAGCUACUGCAGAAAACAGGCACUUCAGGGAGAAGGCCUUGAUUUAUUACUGUGAAGCACUAACCCAGCCCAACCUCCAGCUGCAGAAAGCAGCUUGCUUGGCUUUAAGGUACCUGAAGGCUACUGAGAGUAUUAAAAUGCUGGUCACACUCUGUCAGUCUGACAAUGAAGAGAUCAGAAAAGUGGCAUCCGAAACGCUGCUCGCCCUUGGUGAAGAUGGGAGACUGGCAUAUGAACAGCUGGACAAAUUUCCCCGGGAAUUUGUUAGAGUUGGAAGCCGCCGUGGAACCGAAACUGCCACAGCUUUUUAGGUGGAAAAGCACCUGCCUACACGUAACAGGCAUUAAAGUAGGAUGAGGCUGCACUCCAGUGUGGGGAGCAGAAGAAGACUUUGAAGAAUUCUAUGAGAAUGUCCUCAAAUGUAGCAAUUUACAGACCUCUUAAGGAAAAGCAACAUCUAAAAUCCAGCUUAAGGGUUCCUAUUGGCUCCUCUUUGCAGCUCAUGAUGGAACAGCUGGAUGCUGAGGAAGGACACCUUCCUGACCGAUCGAUAACAUAUGAUGUAAUUGCAGUUAUUCAGCCUCAACAAACUUCUGUGAGUUUUUAGAAUUUGGCAUCUUCAUCUGUUUUACUGUUACAUUUACUUCCUUGAAGUUG
Nestor notabilis (Kea) is the source of this 3538-nucleotide messenger RNA. It is a transcript of the gene RIPOR2, whose product is annotated as family with sequence similarity 65, member B. The transcript is spliced from 23 exons. The coding region runs from base 4 to 3192 and encodes 1062 amino acids. NCBI's taxonomy places the organism in Eukaryota, Metazoa, Chordata, Aves, Psittaciformes, Psittacidae. The record is from RefSeq and is a predicted model, not a curated record.